Mus caroli (Ryukyu mouse) is the source of this 644-nucleotide messenger RNA. It is a transcript of the gene Defb125, whose product is annotated as defensin beta 125. Gene Ontology annotation, cellular component: extracellular region. Lineage: Eukaryota; Metazoa; Chordata; Mammalia; Rodentia; Muridae. Gene Ontology annotation, biological process: innate immune response. The record is from RefSeq and is a predicted model, not a curated record.
CAUUCUGACUUCCUCCGGACAUAGAUCAUUCUCUCUCUGAAGCCAUGAUUUUCCCAACACUGGCCUUCAUUGUCUAUUCGUUGCUAACUCAGGGGAACAAAGCUGCCUGGAGGAGACCCAUACCAAAAUGCUGGAAGAAUAGUUUAGGGCACUGCAGAGUCCGAUGUCAAGAAGAGGAACGAUACAUAUAUCUGUGUAAGAACAAAGUAUCAUGCUGCAUUCACCGAACUCUAUCAGAAGACAAACUACCCUCAGAACCUCCCAUAUACACUGUAACAAGAGUCAUCCCUAGUUUCACUGCACCAGUGAUCCGAUUUAUUGAUAACAAAAACUGGGAUGCAAAUGAGUCUAAAACACCCACAGGAACUACCUUCAAUCCUGCAGGCAUUGGCCAGACACCCACAGGAACUAAUGUAAAAUUGGAUGCAAAUGAGUCUAAAACACCCACAGUAACUACCGUCAAUCCUGCAGGCAUUGGCAAGACGCCCACAGGAACUACCGUCAAUCCUGCUGGUAUUGGCAAGACACCCCCAACCACCGCACCUAUUUAUUCCUGGGCCACUAACACUAAACCAUUCACUAUGAUGUCUAAUACUACUUAAAUAAUUUGUCUCCUUUUGUGUCUGGGAUAGGAACACCUCCCA